GCCAGACGUCAGCCUUCGUGUGGCGUCGAGGUGUAAAGUUUCAAGUGGUUCAAAUGUUCACCUGUCCUUCUCACUAAUCCUCCGCCUUGCGAUGUUUCUUUGCAACCCCCGACCGUCUUGAAAACUGCCUCUGUGGACAGGCGAGGGGGCUCUCACGAUGUGGCAUGCCGAGCACCACGCGCCCCUACAUAGGAGAGAGGCUUGGAGCUCCAAAGAGAUACGUCUCUUACCUAGCGGGAGAUUCACAACCCUUCUUUAUUCCACUCAUUAUCAGAUGACCUCCAGCUUGAGCACUCUCACCGAAUGUCAGCUGGGGAUACCGACACAAAAUUGUACAGUCUGGCACUCAUUCAUGCAUGCGCGCAGGACUGUGGCUGCAAGACUCGCGUGUCUCAUCGCGAUACCGCGGACUCGGGCGCAUGCACCACCAUGCCUGUGCAUCGAUGAUGUGUGGCUGAUGAUGGCAGCCAAGCCUUCAGAGCUCGACCACAGGGCUCUUCUCCCUUUCUCCUCCCCCGGACCACCACCAUCCACAACACAGCAUCCCUGCCCCUGCAGCCCCCGACAGCACACCCGAGAUCAGCACAGGUUUUCCCUGUUUUCCCACCAGCCCCAAUGACGUAGCCUGCACAAAGGCAGCCACCGCGAAGCCACACCUUUGACCUCAUACCACAGCCUCAAGGCAGCCGACACACAUCAAGUGGACAUGAAGUGGUGCUGGGUGAUUGGUGGAUUGGGUUUGAGAGGAGGACUUUAGACUGGGCAGGCAACUCGU
Microdochium trichocladiopsis is the source of this 775-nucleotide messenger RNA. RefSeq lists its product as uncharacterized. The transcript is spliced from 2 exons. Bases 158 to 619 code for a protein of 153 amino acids. The record is from RefSeq and is a predicted model, not a curated record. NCBI's taxonomy places the organism in Eukaryota, Fungi, Ascomycota, Sordariomycetes, Xylariales, Microdochiaceae.